Molecule: messenger RNA, 9744 nt
Organism: Pseudophryne corroboree (corroboree frog)
Lineage: Eukaryota; Metazoa; Chordata; Amphibia; Anura; Myobatrachidae
Product: zinc finger protein 585A-like
Exons: 7
Coding region: 116-3655 (1179 amino acids)
Source: RefSeq, a predicted model, not a curated record
UAACAGCAUCCGGGUCUCUAGGUGGGAAGAAGCAGAGAGGAGACAUCGGGCACUCAAGCUGUGAAGUAACAGAGGCUUUAGUCGUACCUCCUGUAUUCUCCCUGAUUCUUUGAUAAUGGACACAGACAGACAUCAGAAGAUGGAGAGGAUAAUAAAUCUCUCCCUAGAGAUCAUCUACCUGCUUACUGGGGAGGAUUAUGCAGUAGUGAAAAAGACAAGGGAUUUUGAGACACACAGCAGCCGUCUCCGAGUGACAAGAGGACUGAGCAGGACCCAGAGCCCCAUCCCGGUGUCUCCACCUCACUGUCUGAUACAUGAGAGACACAAUGACCAGAAGAUCCUGGAACUCACCAACAAGAUCAUUCAGCUGCUGACUGGAGAGGAGGGGGAGUAUAUAGAGGAACACAGGGGUCUGUAUAAGGACGUGAUGAUGGAGAAUCACCGGCCCCUCACAUCACUGGAUGGGCCCAGUAACAGAGAUACCCCAGAGAGAUGUCCCCGUCCUCUGUAUUCCCAGGAUUGUACAGAGGAGAAUCACAGGACCCCACAGGAAGAUCAGGUUGAAGAUAUGAAGGCAGAAGAUAUAGAGGGAGAAGAAGAGAUGUAUGUGACUGAUAUAAAGACAGAAGAUAUAGAGGGAGAAGAAGAGACGUAUGUGACUGAUAUAAAGGCAGAAGAUAUAGAGGGAGAAGAAGAGACGUAUGUGACUGAUAUGAAGGCAGAAGAUAUAGAGGAAGAAGAAGAGACAUAUGUGACUGAUAUAAAAGCAGGAGAUAUAGAGGGAGAAGAAGAGACGUAUGUGACUGAUAUAAAGACAGAAGAUAUAGAGGGAGAAGAAGAGACGUAUGUGACUGAUAUGAAGGCAGAAGAUAUAGAGGGAGAAGAAGAGACAUAUGUGACUGAUAUAAAGGCAGAAGAUAUAGAGGGAGAAGAAGAGACGUAUGUGACUGAUAUGAAGGCAGAAGAUAUAGAGGGAGAAGAAGAGACAUAUGUGACUGAUCUAAAGGCAGAAGAUAUAGAGGGAGAAGAAGAGACAUAUGUGACUGAUAUUAAAAUAGAAGAUAUAGAGGGAGAAGAAGAGACGUAUGUGACUGAUAUGAAGGCAGAAGAUAUAGAGGAAGAAGAAGAGACAUAUGUGACUGAUAUAAAAGCAGGAGAUAUAGAUGGAAAAGAAGAGACAUAUGUGACCGAUAUAAAGGCAGAAGAUAUAUCGGGAGAAGAAGAGAUGUCUGUGACUGAUAUAAAGGCAAAAGGUAUAUCGGGAGAAGAAGAGACAUAUGUGAGGGGUGAUCAGCAUUGUAAGGCGGAGGAGAUCCCUACAGAUAUCAGCACAGCAGUUGGACACCUCAGCAGGAAUAUCUCAGAAGAAUAUCUCCAUUUCUCCUCAGAUGGUGAAAUCAAAGAUAACCUCACACAAGAUGUUCAUGGAGAAAACUCUAUUACUCCAUCUGGUCCCACUUCUCAUGGAGAAUGUUCCCUUGAUAACUCAGAUAUUGGUAUAUCUAUUGCAGCUCUUAGAGUAGAUAUGACUUUGCCUUCUUCUAUAGAUACCAAAUAUUUUACACAGAACACAAAGUGUAUUACCCAUCCCCCAGCUAAGGCAGGUGAGAGGCAGUUUUCAUGUUCUGAGUGUGGGAAAUGCUUUAAACAAAAACAGACUCUUUUUAUACAUCAGAGAAUUCACACAGGUGAAAAAACAUUUUCAUGUUCUGAGUGUGGGAGAUGUUUUAAACGUAAAAGACAUCUUAUUAUACAUCAGAGUAUUCACACAGGUGAGACGCCAUUUCCAUGUUCUGAGUGUGGGAAAUGUUUUAGACAGAAAUCAAUACUUGUUACACAUCAGAAAACUCACACAGGUGAAAAACCAUUUUCAUGUUCUAAAUGUGGGAAAUGUUUUAGCGAUAAAUCAGAUCUUAUUAAACAUCAGAGAAGUCACACAGGUGAGAAACUGUUUCCAUGUUCUGAGUGUGGGAAAUGUUUUAGUGAUAAAUCAGAUCUUAUUAAACAUCAGAGAAGUCACACAGGUGAGAAACCGUUUCCAUGUUCUGAGUGUGGGAAAUGUUUUAGAGAUAAAUCACAGCUUGUUAGACAUCAGAGAAGUCACACAGGUGAGAAACCAUUUCCAUGUUCUGAGUGUGGGAAAUAUUUUGGAGAGAAAUCAGAUCUUGCAUCACAUCAGAGAAGUCACACAGGUGAGAAGCUAUUUCCAUGUUCUGAGUGUGGGAAAUGUUUUAGACAGAAAUCACUUCUUGUUAGACAUAAGAGAAGUCACACAGGUGAGAAACCAUUUCCAUGUUCUGAGUGUGGGAAAUGUUUUAGAGAUAAAUCACAGCUUGUUAGACAUCAGAGAAUUCACACAGGUGAGAAACCAUUUCCAUGUUCUGAGUGUGGGAAAUAUUUUAGAGAGAAAUCAGAUCUUGCAUCACAUCAGAGUAUUCACACAGGUGAGACGCCAUUUCCAUGUUCUGAGUGUGGGAAAUGUUUUAGACAGAAAUCAAUACUUGUUACACAUCAGAAAACUCACACAGAUGAGAAGCCAUUUCCAUGUUCUGAAUGUGGGAAAUGCUUUAGAGAUAAAUCGCAUCUUGUUAGACAUCAGAGAAGUCACACAGGUGAAAAACCAUUUUCAUGUUCUAAAUGUGGGAAAUGUUUUAGCGAUAAAUCAGAUCUUAUUAAACAUCAGAGAAGUCACACAGGUGAGAAACUGUUUCCAUGUUCUGAGUGUGGGAAAUGUUUUAGUGAUAAAUCAGAUCUUAUUAAACAUCAGAGAAGUCACACAGGUGAGAAACCGUUUCCAUGUUCUGAGUGUGGGAAAUGUUUUAGACAGAAAUCAGGUCUUGUUAAACAUCAGAGAAGUCACACAGGUGAGAAACCGUUUCCAUGUUCUGAGUGUGGGAAAUGUUUUAGAGAUAAAUCACAGCUUGUUAGACAUCAGAGAAGUCACACAGGUGAGAAACCAUUUCCAUGUUCUGAGUGUGGGAAAUAUUUUGGAGAGAAAUCAGAUCUUGCAUCACAUCAGAGAAGUCACACAGGUGAGAAGCUAUUUCCAUGUUCUGAGUGUGGGAAAUGUUUUAGACAGAAAUCACUUCUUGUUAGACAUAAGAGAAGUCACACAGGUGAGAAACCAUUUCCAUGUUCUGAGUGUGGGAAAUGUUUUAGAGAUAAAUCACAGCUUGUUAGACAUCAGAGAAUUCACACAGGUGAGAAACCAUUUCCAUGUUCUGAGUGUGGGAAAUAUUUUAGAGAGAAAUCAGAUCUUGCAUCACAUCAGAGACGUCACACAGGUGAGAAGCCAUUUCCAUGUUCUGAGUGUGGGAAAUGUUUUAGACGGAAAUCAAUUCUUGUUAUACAUCAGAGAUGUCACACAGGUGAGAAACCGUUUCCAUGUUCUGAGUGUGGGAAAUGUUUUAGACAGAAAUUUGAUCUUAUUAAACAUCAGAGAAGUCACACAGGUGAGAAACCGUUUCCAUGUUCUGAGUGUGGGAAAUGUUUUAGACAGAAAUCAGAUCUUAUUAAACAUCAGAGAAGUCACACAGGUGAGAAACCAUUUCCAUGUUCUGAGUCUGGGAAAUGUUUUACAUUGAAAUCAAAUCUUGUUACACAUCACAAAACUCUCAGGGUUUUAAAGCCAUUUCCAUGCCCUGAGGGCAGUUAAUGCAGUCCAAUUUCACACUGCCUGAGGAAGCAGACCGUAACAUGCGUUGCUCUUGGACACCACACAGAUUAUUGAUUUAAAAAAUUUUGUUUUAUUUUUGUUUAAAUUUCUAAUUGUUUUAAGCCUAUAUGUUAUUUUAUCUUUCUGAAGUGGGGUACACUGGUAUUCCACAGGGAAUACAUCGGGGAUGUAGAGUUGGAUGUUGAUCCGAGUAACCAACAGGCUAAAGCUUUGACUGUUCCCAGGAUGCACUGCACCGCCUCCUCUAUAACCCUGCCUCUGGACACUGGAGCUCAGUUUAUAAGUUGGUACCUGCAGUGCAGGUCGACUAACAGGUGGGGCUGCGCUAGGCAGCCCUGAAAAGCUUUUUUAAGAAGACUUCAAGGGCUGCAGCACUGUUUAAUGUAAUUUUGACAUUCUGUGCUGCUGCUGCUGCUGCAUACUCCCAUGGCUGAGUUCCCGUGUACUUGCAGCGGAGGCGCACCGGUCUUCAGGCACACCACCGCUGACGCUCUCCUGGAUCACAUGGCUGCACAUCAGGGAGGAGGUAAGAGGGUCCCCCAGGUGGGACCCACCGGUAAAUCGCGGUCCGUUCGCAGUCCUAGGAGAUGGACCGUGCUGCUGGCGUGGACACUGUACUGCACAGGGACCCCACUAUAUCCACCAGGGCAGGGAGCACAGGUCGGAUUUACUAAAACUCCGUUUUACAUUGGCUCCACAGUACCCGGUGGUGAGGACCAGCAGAGGGGAUAAUCCGCUGACCUGUAGCCCCUCCCACAGCUCCGUGCGCCAUGUACUGCUGGUUUUCCCCGCCCUGGAGCUGCAUUUCCUCCUCCCUCACUCCCUGACAGGGAGUCUGGCGCCAUCUUUACACUAAUAGCUGGGCUGAUCUCCGGGACUGCAGGGCAAGGUCUCUGUAAAGCCGCCUGUCUCAUCAGCGCUGUGCAUUUACAGGACACCUAAGUAUUCUACAUGUCAUUUUAGACAGUGUUAGUUAUGAACAAGUGUACUGCUAUAUGAAUAUUUAGUACAAGUAUUCUGUGAUCUAUAUCCAGUAGUUAAUGUGCAUUGUUAUAUCUGUAUCCAUACAUAUCUAUAUGUAUUUUUACUAGUCUAGUGCAGUUUUAUUGUUUAUCUGUAAUAACUUCUGCAUUGUACCUGUGACUGAGUGUGCCUGUAGCUGCUGUGUGGAUUCCAUUCUCGUGUAUAUCACUACUUGCUAUCACUAUAUUCUGUACCCUGGGGGGCUAGGUGCGUCAGGGUCUCAUUUAUUUAUAUAUAGUACUACACAGUAUAUCCUGUUAGGUGUUUUUAGUGUGUGUCUCCAUCGCCUUAUACCGCUUUAAUCGUCUGUUUGUGCCCUGUAUUUCCUGUCACAUAACACAGGGUUAUUUUCAGGUGAUAUAUAGAUGAGCGAUCUCCAAGCGCUGCUAUACACAGUUCAGGUUCGUAUAUCCCCGUACUCAAAAAGAAAACAUAAUACAAGAUCCAUCCAUUAGCAGAUUUCAAAAUCUUUUUAAUCAAUCCUGAAUCUUGCCACUGGAAACUGACCUGUUAAAAAAAAUGCAUUCCCAUAAAGGUUUCUUUAAGACUUCAUGUAACAUCAAACUCCUAAUGUGGGGCCCAUCUGAACACGGCUUACAUUUUUAAUUAGCCCUAUGUGCACCAAAAGGUAUCUUUGGGUCCUUGCUUGUAAAUGGACUCUCUAUCUUCCCCACAGAUGGCACCACCGUAUUCGAUAGGACAGCAGAUCGUUUUAAAAUAUAUAUUCCAAUAAUAUCUUAGGUAAAAAAGGUCAAGCGUACCCGAGACAGGCUCGUGCCUCCAAAACCACUAAGCCCGAAACGAAACAAUCUUGGGCCAUCCGUCAGCCUGCUUCCAAACAAGACAAGCCUGCUGAAUGAGUGGGUGGACCUCCCACUGGGGGACCCCAGGGUGGGAGGCUGACUUCUGUUGUUCGCCCAGGUCUGGUUGAAGACCACUUUGGAUGCCUGUGUGCGAGAAGUUGUCUCUCACGGGUAUAUAUUCUCUCAAGAAACGCCCCUUCACCAGUUCUGCAUGACGGUUAUCCAUGCGGACCCGUUGAAACUGCAAGCUCUCCACUUGGUUGUACAAUCCCUCCUUGACACAGUAGUUGAAGUGCCGGUACCUCUGUCCCAGAGCGGCAGGGGAUACUAUUCGACCCUGUUUCUAGUUCCGAAGCCAAAUGGGUCCUUCCGGCCUAUACUCAACCUCAAAUCAUUGAACAUAUUUGUGAGUGUCCAAAUUCCGUAUGGAAACUGAGCUGUAUUGUAUUGGCCAUGGAACCCGAAGACUAUAUGGUAUCCCUGGAUAUACAGGAUGCUUACCUGCAUAUACCUAUUGCCUUAUCACAUCAGCAAUAUCUGCAGUUUGCUAUUAUCAAUUCCAGGCUGCCAUUUGGACUGACGACGGCUCCUCGGAUCUUCACCAAGGUCAUGGCCGUGAUGACGGCUCAUCUCCGCCGUCAGGGAAUCAGAAUCCUGCUGUAUCUGGACAACUUGCUGAUCCUGGUGAACUCCCGAGAUGUUCUCCUCAGUUAUCUGGAACUGACGUCCAAUUCCUACAAGCCCACGGGUGGCUCAUCAACUGGAAAAAGUCCUCGCUGGUCCCUGCUCGGAGCAUGGUGCACCUGGGGGCACUACUGGACACACACACAGAUUGUUUCUGGCUCCAGAGAAAGUCCUGAAACUUUAGGACAGGAUUAGAUACUUCCUCUCUCGCCCAAGAGUGUCGAUACACUUGGCUAUGCAAGUACUAGGCCUCAUGGUGUCGACUUUCGACAUGGUGGAGUACGCUCAAUUUCAUUCCCGCCCUCUGCAGAGGUUAAUCCUAUCCAAGUGGGAAGGCCUGCCUCAUCGGAUCAGGUCUCAUAUGAUCUCCUUGACUCCGGCAGUUCGUCUGUCACUAAGCUGGUGGCUACAGGACCAGCAGUUGAGCUGGGGCUGUCCCUUCUGGAUCUCCAACUGGGUCCUCCUGACAACGGACGCCAGUCUGCAAGGUUGGGGUGUGGUGUUGGAGCAACACUCUCUCCAGGGUUGGUAGACCAGGGAGGAAUCUCUCCCGAUAAACAUUUUGGAAUUGAGGGCAGUGUUCAAUGAGCUGAUGCUUGCCCUGCCUCUGGUACAGAACAGGCUUGUUCAAGUACAAUCAGACAACGCCACCACGGUGGCGUACAUAAAUCAUUAAGGUGGCACUCAAAGCCACAUGGCAAUGCUGGAAGUAUCAAAAAUCCUCCAUUGGGUGGAAUGCCAUCUGCCAGCAAUAUCGGCAGUGUUCAUUCCCGAAGUCCUCAACUGGGAAGUGGAUUUCCUCAGUCAUCAGGACGUUCAUGCUGGAGAGUGGAGUCUUCAUCAGGAAGUCUAUCAACUCCUAGUGGACAAGUGGGGCCUACGAGAUGUAGACCUGUUGGCGUCUCGACACAAUUAGAAAGUUCCAGCCCUCGGAUCAAGAACCAGGGAUCCUCAAGAGGCAUUCGUGGACACACUGGCAAUUCCAUGGAACUUUCGGCUGCCAUGCGUGUUCUCUCCAGUGCCACUCCUGCCCAGGGUACUAUAGAAGUUCAAGUAAGGAGAAAUACUACUUCUAGUCGCUCCAGUGUGGCCCAAACGGCAUUGGUUCUCAGACCUGCAGGGUCUAUUGAUAGAGCGUCCUCUUCUACUUCCUCAAUGCCCAGACCUCCUCGUUCAGGGCCCUUGUGUCUACCCGGACCUGGCUAGACUGGCUUUGCCGGCGUGGCUCUUGAAGCUUCACUCCUGAGAGCCAAAGAAUUCUCAGAGCCGGUUAUCCAAACUAUGCUAAAGGCCCGCAAACCGGCUUCUGCACGGAUUUAUUAUAGGGUCUGGAAUUUUUACUUCACCUGGUGUGAUGCUAAGAAUUACAAUGCUUCCAAGUUUAGUACUUCCAGACUUCUGGCUUUUUUGAACAAGGCCUGGAUUUAGGAUUUUGUCUCGCCUCCCUCAAGGUUCACAUCUGCCUUGUCGGUGUGGUUUCAGAGAAAGAUUGCAUCUAUACCUGACGUUCAUACCUUCACUCAGGGUGUACUGUGGAUUCAGCAUCCCUAUGUCCCUAUGGGGGUUUGUCUGUGGUCCUGAAGGCCCUGCAAGAGUCUCCAUUUGAACCUCUUGAAUCAGUGGACCUUAAAUGGCUCACAGCCAAGGUCCUAUUUCUGCUGGCUAUUGCCUCUGCUAGACAGGUGUCAGACUUAGGAGCUUUGUCCUGUCAUCCACCCUUUUUGAUUUUUCAUCAUGACCGUCCAGUUCUUAGAACUCGCCCAGGUUAUCUACCUAAGGUGGUGUCAUCUUUCCACCUGGUUCCGGCCUUUAACUCUUCUGGAUUGUCCUCCAAAGAACGGUCUUUAGAUGUGGUACGGGCUCUCCAUAUAUAUGUGGAGAGGACUGCCUCCAUUAGGUCAGAUACCCUUUUUGUACUGUUUGUUUUUCACAAACGUGGCUGGCUUGCGAACAAGCAAACCUUGGCCAGAUGGAUUAGAAUUGUGAUUGUACAUGCUUAUGUAUUGGCUGGUCGUCCGGUUCCUGCUGCUAUUAAAGCACAUUCUACUCUGUUGGACCUUCGUGGGCGGCCCGCCGUGGCGCAUCCGGGUCCUCAGUGAACAUGUUCAUUAGGUUCUAUGCCUUUGAUACUUCCGCCUCCCAGGAUGCUUCCUUUGGAUGCCGUGUUCUUGUGCCCGCUACGGUUCGCCCCCUCCCAUGAGGAACUGCUUUAGGACAUCCCCGAUGUAGGCCCUGUGGAAUCCCAGUGUACCCCGCUGCAGAAAAGGAGAUUUAUGGUAGACUUACCAUAGUUAAAUCUCUUUCUGCGAGGUACACUGGAUUCCACAGGGCGCCAUCUGCCAUCUCUUACCUGCUGCUGCAAUGGACUGGUUAACGAAAUUGAGCUCGUGUGCAGAGGCGGGGUUAUAGAGGAGGCGGUGCAGUGCAUCCUGGGAACAUUCAAACCUUUAGCCUGUUUGUGUCUCGGAUCAAGAUCCAACUCUACACCCCCGGUGUAUUCCCUGUGGAAUCCAGUGUACCCCACAGAAAGAGAUUAAACUAUGGUAACUCUUACCAUAAAUUUCCUUUUCAAUUGCUGUUUUUAAUAUUAUACUGUGAAGUCUUUAGUGUUUCUUAUUUUGAUCAUUUUGUGCAUUAAUAACGUGAGUAUAUUAUAGGAGCUCUUCAUUUCAGGACUGGACAGUGUGUGUAAUUAAUGACUUGUUAAUGCAAAAUACAGUUGUUACUAUCUGAAUUUAUAGGAGUAUUAAUCAUCUAUGACAACGCUAUUAAAAUACAUUGAACCCAUGUACUUAGUUGCACGAUGGUGGUCCAACCUGAUCGUGUGGUUUCAAAGCACAAAAGAGCGAUUCAUUCCUAGUAGCAUAAAAAUAUAAGUACAAGUACUGCCAAUUACAGUCUUUGCCCGGGGCAGCGUGGUACAAUGUAUACACAGCAAACAAUAUAGAAGUACCCUAGUAACACACAGUACAGUUUAGGUAAGUUGGUCACUACACCACAGGUUACAGCAGGGGUGGCCAACCAGUCAGAGGCAAAGAGCCAGAAAAGAUCUAUAGUCAAGGCCACACACACUACUGAGCCUCAUUUUGACUUGUUUUAAGGACAUUACAUCAAAGUUGGAUCAGCCUGUAGUGUGUUUUUCCACUUUCAUUUUGAGGGUGACUCCAAAUUCAGACCUCCAUGUGUUAAUAAAUUUGAUUUCCAUUGAUCAUUUUUGUGUGAUUUUGUUGUCAGCACAUUCAAUUAUGUAAAGAACAAAGUAUUUAAUAAGACUAUUUAAUUCAUUCAGAACUAGGAUGUGUUAUUUUAGUGUUCCCUUUAUUUUUUUGAGCAGUAUAUUUACCAGCCAAACCGUAACUAUAUGCCGGGCUGAAUAAAACAGACAUCCAUGAGAUCACUUCCAAAAUCACAUAUAUUCAUACAAGUAUAUACAGUGCAAUAUUUACACAGGAAAUUAUAUUAUGUCAUAAAGAAAACAAACGCUGAUAUACAAUAAUGUAUGAUAUUGAAAUGGAAUAUUUACGUAUAUGAAAAAUAAUAAAUAUACAGAAAGCUGUU